AUGUCGGAAACAGUUGUCCUGAUCUCUCGAAACGGCGAUUCCGCUGAUAUUCCUUGUAAUCGGGGAUCAAUUGACAAAUUGGAUGAACACGUCUUGAAAAUGGUUGCCUUCGGAGACAUCAAUAGGAAAUUACCGAACGAAAAGGAAGUCCACGACUAUUGUCGGGCUGACAUAGAAAUGGCUAAUUGGGGUAAAAACUAUACCAAAUCCUGUAUGACCAACAGAGAAGUGGAGACCAGUCGUCACGUAACGAAUCUCUUCAUGUUUUCUAUUAAAAAGGUGUUCACAAAGAGGUGUCGAUCGGAGACCACAAGAAGUAUAUUUAUAAAGGCCGGGAAGUGCGCCAACUUAGCCAAACCAGACACUGUUCAGUGCUACGAUAGAUACACCACUGAAACUGAGCAAGUUAACCGGGCCAAGAAAACCAUCAUCAAAAAUGAUAGACACUUAAUACCAUUGAUUUGUUGUUCGUACCACAGAUUUCACGACUGUGUGAACGAGGCCUGGGCUAAGACUAACGACGCCGAGCCGUGCAAUAAGAAGGCACAGACAGAACUGGACGGUUACGUGACUGAGACUAUGUAUGAUAUAUUGCAAUACCUGUGCGGCGAUUAUCAGGACAAUAACGACAAAUGCGAUAAUUUGCUCAAACGAUAUAAGGAUGUGUUCACUUCAGUCAAACUCAAAUCACUGCCAAAGUCUCCGCUCAGCGCUUCCAACGAGAUAUUUGAUAGCAUUCCUCCACUUUGA
Medioppia subpectinata is the source of this 750-nucleotide messenger RNA. The record is from the annotation of a GenBank genome assembly. NCBI's taxonomy places the organism in Eukaryota, Metazoa, Arthropoda, Arachnida, Sarcoptiformes, Oppiidae.